CUCCCGGGGCACGAGGAGGACGGGCCGGGUGGAGGAGAGGGCUGGAGGUCGGGGACCGUGAAGGCCGGCCCCGCGCGGCUGUGGCCGCGGGUUUUCGAGACGACGCCUGUGGUUCCCACCAGCCCUGCUUAUCAAGCGCCUCCGGAGGCCGGGCCCUGGGCGUGCAGCGCGGAAAGGGCAGGCUCAGUCUCCCUUCUAGGGCUGCGCAGUCCAGUGAGGACGAGCGCCCGCCUCCCGGAAGUCGUGACGGGCUAAGCAGCGGCGCGUAGAAUGAGGCUCGGGCCCGGGGUCCUGGGCGCUCGGCGCCGUGCACUCGUCACGGCGGGCGAAGGAGGGAGGAACGAGCCGGGCGCCGCUUGUCCCAGAGGGCAGAGUCGGGGGAGAGCUCGGCCGGGGGCGGGGGCCCGGGUCUGAGUGGGACGCCGUGGGGUCAGGCUGGGGCUGUCUCAGGCGGGCUGCGGCAGGACCACAGCGGCCUCACCUUUUCCCAGGAUCGCUUUGCCGGGUGGAGACUGCGGGCUAGGAGUGCAGGAAUGGAUCCUGCUUAUCUGUGAAAUGCAGUUAACACAUCAGCUGGACCUAUUUCCCGAAUGCAGGGUGACCCUUCUGUUAUUUAAAGAUGUAAAAAAUGCUGGAGACUUGAGAAAAAAGGCCAUGGAAGGUGCCAUUGCUGGUUCAUUAAUAAACCCUACAGUGAUUGUCGAUCCGUUUCAGAUACUUGUGGCAGCAAACAAAGCAGUUCACCUCUACAAAUUGGGGAAAAUGAAGACAAGAACGCUAUCUACUGAAAUUAUUUUCAACCUCUCCCCAAAUAACAAUAUUUCAGAGGCUUUGAAAAGAUUUGGUAUCUCAGCAAAUGACACUUCAAUUCUAGUUGUUUACAUUGAAGAGGGAGAAAAACAAAUAAAUCAAGAAUACCUAAUAGCUCAGGUAGAAGGUCUUCAAGUUUCUCUGAAAAACCUUCCUGAAGUAACAAAUAUUACAGAAGUCAGAAAGAUAUAUAAACUGUCUUCACAAGAAGAAAGUAUUGGGACAUUAUUGGAUGGUAUCGUUUGUAGAAUGUCAACAAAAGAUGUUUUGUGAAAUGACAGAAAUACUAACAAAAAUUUUCAGCAUUUAUAAAAAAACAUUGAUUUUC
Messenger RNA from Equus quagga, 1138 nucleotides. It is a transcript of the gene TPRKB, whose product is annotated as TP53RK binding protein. Gene Ontology annotation, biological process: tRNA threonylcarbamoyladenosine modification; telomere maintenance via recombination. The transcript is spliced from 5 exons. The record is from RefSeq and is a predicted model, not a curated record. NCBI's taxonomy places the organism in Eukaryota, Metazoa, Chordata, Mammalia, Perissodactyla, Equidae. Gene Ontology annotation, cellular component: nucleus; EKC/KEOPS complex; cytosol. Bases 556 to 1083 code for a protein of 175 amino acids.